Molecule: messenger RNA, 1431 nt
Organism: Chenopodium quinoa (quinoa)
Lineage: Eukaryota; Viridiplantae; Streptophyta; Magnoliopsida; Caryophyllales; Amaranthaceae
Product: glutamine synthetase nodule isozyme-like
Exons: 13
Coding region: 92-1168 (358 amino acids)
Cellular component (GO): cytoplasm
Molecular function (GO): glutamine synthetase activity
Source: RefSeq, a predicted model, not a curated record
UCAUUCUUGAAUUCCCCUUCUCUUUCUCCUUCAUCACUUUCUCUCUCCUGAAUCUUUCUAUUCACAUUUUUAAAAAAAAAAAAACAAAAAAAUGUCUCAAUUGAACGAUCUCAUUAACCUUGAUCUCUCAGAAACAUCUGAGAAAAUUAUUGCUGAGUACAUAUGGAUUGGAGGAUCUGGCUUGGAUAUGAGAAGCAAAGCAAGGACUUUGCCGGGGCCAGUGAGUGAUCCCGCAAAAUUGCCAAAAUGGAAUUACGAUGGAUCAAGCACCAAUCAAGCCCCUGGUGAUGACAGUGAAGUCAUCAUUUACCCUCAAGCUAUAUUCAAGGAUCCAUUCAGAAGAGGAAACAAUAUCCUGGUUAUGUGUGAUGCGUACACCCCAGCUGGUGAGCCAAUUCCAACAAACAAGAGGUACAAUGCUGAGAAAAUCUUUAGCCACCCCGACGUUGCUGCUGAGGAGCCAUGGUAUGGCAUUGAGCAAGAAUAUACACUCCUUCAGAAGGAUGUUAACUGGCCUCUUGGAUGGCCAGUUGGUGGCUUCCCCGGUCCUCAGGGGCCAUACUAUUGUGGUGUAGGGGCUGAUAAAUCGUUUGGCCGAGACAUUGUGGAUGCUCACUACAAGGCCUGCAUCUAUGCUGGUAUUGAUAUCAGUGGAAUUAACGGCGAAGUCAUGCCAGGACAGUGGGAGUUCCAAGUUGGUCCUACUGUUGGAAUUUCAUCUGGUGAUCAAGUCUGGGUUGCUAGAUACAUUCUCGAGCGAAUUGCUGAGAUUGCUGGAGUAGUUGUUUCUUUCGACCCCAAACCAGUCAAGGGUGACUGGAAUGGUGCUGGUGCUCACACCAACUACAGCACUAAGUCAAUGAGGAGUGAUGGUGGGAUCGAUGUUAUUAAGAAAGCCAUCGAGAAGUUGAGCCUCCGCCACAAGGAGCACAUUGCUGCCUACGGAGAAGGCAAUGAGAGGAGGCUCACUGGUCGUCAUGAGACAGCUGACAUUACCAAAUUCUCAUGGGGUGUUGCAAAUAGGGGUGCCUCUGUUCGUGUUGGUCGUGACACAGAGAAAGACGGCAAAGGUUACUUUGAAGACCGAAGGCCAGCAUCAAACAUGGAUCCUUACGUGGUUACCUCCAUGAUUGCUGAAACAACCAUCCUCGGGAAGGUUGAUGCUUAAUUGCAAGGUUUUGACAAAUUUAGCUGGGGCAAUUCAACAUUUAUGAUUAUGUGAAUUUGGAUUAUCUUUGGUGUUGAAUUUGUGGUUAGACUGCCUUUGCAUUGUGAACCUAGUACUAGCAGUACUACUUUGUUAUGUCACAACAAUAAUUUUUCAUUAAAAGUUGGAGUACAUGGUUUGUGCUUCUCUUAACCUGUGUUUUCACAGGAACUUUUCAAUUUCGUAAAAUGAUAAAGUCAAAUUUCUAAUAAGUUAAUGUACUA